Messenger RNA from Pelobates fuscus (common spadefoot toad), 1258 nucleotides. RefSeq names its product docking protein 5 (gene DOK5). Gene Ontology annotation, biological process: Ras protein signal transduction; cell surface receptor protein tyrosine kinase signaling pathway; positive regulation of MAPK cascade. Gene Ontology annotation, cellular component: cytoplasm. Lineage: Eukaryota; Metazoa; Chordata; Amphibia; Anura; Pelobatidae. The transcript is spliced from 8 exons. The record is from RefSeq and is a predicted model, not a curated record. The coding region runs from base 255 to 1175 and encodes 306 amino acids.
CAGUAUGUACACAGCCUGCGCUGUCAGCUGAUGGAGGCUGCUCCAGCCUAUUUGUUCAGCUCUCUGCUCACAUUACACUUUCCUUGCAAAGUGGAUUUAAAAAGGAAAGCAGCAUGGAUCGGGUCUCUGGGACCCAGUGAUGUGCCUUUUACAGCCUUACUGCUGGGAUUUGCUAUACCGCCUCCUAUAGAACCAGACCAACUUUAACACAGCUCUCCAUUCACUCCAGCCUGGGGGACCCCCAUUGCUGGGGAAUGGGGUCUAAUUUUAAUGACAUAUUGAAGCAGGGCUAUGUGAGGAUUCGCAGCAGGCGCCUGGGGAUCUAUCAGCGAUGUUGGUUAGUUUUCAAGAAAGCAUCAAGCAAAGGACCGAAAAGGCUGGAAAAGUUUUCAGAUGAGAGGGCAGCUUAUUUCCGAUGUUACCAUAAGGUCACAGAGCUGAAUAAUGUAAAAAAUGUAGAAAGGCUCCCCAAAACCACAAAGAAACACGCGGUGGGAAUAAUUUUCAAUGAUGACACCUCAAAAACAUUUGCUUGUGAAUCGGAGCUAGAAGCAGAUGAGUGGUGUAAGGUUCUGCAUACAGAAUGCCUGGGAACUCGGAUCAAUGACAUCAGCCUGGGAGAGCCAGACCUACUUGCAACAGGUGUGGAACGGGAGCAAAAUGAGAGAUUCUAUGUGUAUUUAAUGCCAUCCCCUAAUCUGGAAAUCCACGGAGAGUGCACCUUGCAGAUUACAUUUGAGAACAUUUGCCUGUGGGACAUUCAGAACCCCCGAACCAAGUUAGUCUCUUGGCCACUUAGCUCACUCCGGAGGUAUGGACGAGACCCGGCCUGGUUUACUUUCGAAGCUGGCAGGAUGUGUGACACUGGGGAAGGACUGUUUAUCUUCCAAACCAGAGAGGGUGAAGCUAUUUAUCACAAGGUUCAUUCAGCCGCUCUGGCAAUAGCUGAGCAACACGAGCGGUUACUGCAAACUGUCAAGAAUUCAAUGCUUCAAAUGAGAAUGAGUGAACGCACAAUGUCCCUUAACACAAUGGUACCGCUGCCACGAAGUGCGUAUUGGCAACACAUCACACGGCAGCACAGUACGGGGCAACUCUACAGCUUGCAAGACCUCUCCAAUCCACAGAAACUCCACAGAACUGACACAUUUCCUACAUAUAGAUCUGAACACUGAUAAAGACUCAUUUCUAACUGCCAGAUUUCUUAUACAAUAAUUUGAUGGGAAGUCGGAGGCCGUCAGGAGGGUGGCCCACGAGU